AUUUCAAGAAUUUAUCUUGAAUUGUUAUUGUACGAUGUAUUAAUUCAGAAGCAUAUAGGUUAGGUUACUCCAUUUUCCUUAUUUGUGCACCAUUUCAAUCGUUAAGCACUGUAUACACAUGUAGUAUACUACGUUAGUUUAGCAUAAGAAAGCAAAAUGUAGACGAUAAGAUCGCUUUGAAGUAGUAUAUACUAUUGUUUUACACAUUGUUCGAUCAUUUCCACUUAAUUACCACAUUACACUACUACGAGGCAAUUUUAAUAUAUCUACAGACAAUUAUCCUACACACGGUAUAAGAGCGCAUUUUAUUCCCUGCGAAAUAUGAGUAGUGCAGUACAGGAUAAUCCAGUACAGCUUUCCAUAAGGAAGAAGUUGGCAGAUUCUUUGAAUCCAUCUCAUAUGGAAGUGAUUAACGAAUCUUAUAUGCAUAAUGUGCCUAAAGGAGCUGAGACACAUUUCAAAGUAGUUGUUGUCUCCAAGGAGUUUGUUGGCAAACCGCUUCUUAAGCGACAUCAAAUGAUAAAUAACUUGCUACAAGCUGAGUUACAGGGCGGAGUGCACGCGUUAUCAAUAGUAGCAAAAACACCUGACCAGUGGGAAGACGGCAAUAAAGUCUCUCCAAGUCCAGCUUGUAUGGGCGGUUUUGGAAGAUGAGAUUCUUUAGUAACAUCUCUUUAAAUAUAGAUAAUUAAAAAUAACCUAAUAAGCUAAUUCAGACAAAAAAUCUCGAACGAAACUUAUUGAGUGUUGUGAAAAACAUUUAAUCAUAAUUGUAAAUCAAGAGUAAAAAAGAAAAUAAAAGGUUACAUUAAUGUCAUAAAGCAAAA
Megalopta genalis is the source of this 827-nucleotide messenger RNA. Its product is annotated as DNA-binding transcriptional regulator BolA. Lineage: Eukaryota; Metazoa; Arthropoda; Insecta; Hymenoptera; Halictidae. The record is from RefSeq and is a predicted model, not a curated record. Gene Ontology annotation, cellular component: mitochondrion.